Messenger RNA from Mesoplodon densirostris (Blainville's beaked whale), 818 nucleotides. Its product is annotated as HLA class II histocompatibility antigen, DO alpha chain. Gene Ontology annotation, cellular component: MHC class II protein complex; membrane. The transcript is spliced from 5 exons. Gene Ontology annotation, biological process: immune response; antigen processing and presentation of exogenous peptide antigen via MHC class II; positive regulation of T cell activation. NCBI's taxonomy places the organism in Eukaryota, Metazoa, Chordata, Mammalia, Artiodactyla, Ziphiidae. Gene Ontology annotation, molecular function: MHC class II protein complex binding. The record is from RefSeq and is a predicted model, not a curated record. Bases 1 to 753 code for a protein of 250 amino acids.
AUGGUCCUCCGUGGGGGGCUGGUCCUGGGACUCCACACCUUGAUGACCCUCCUGAGCCCCCAGGAAGCUGGGGCCAUCAAGGCUGACCACAUGGGCUCCUACGGACCAGCCUUUUACCAGUCCUAUGAUGGCUCGGGUCAGUUCACCCAUGAUUUCGAUGGAGAGCAGCUGUUCUCUGUGGACCUGAAGAAGAGGGAGGCUGUGUGGCGUCUGCCUGAAUUUGACAACUUCGCCUACUUUGACCCGCAGAGUGGGCUGGCCAGUAUCACGAUGAUCAAAGCGCAUCUGGACGUCUUGGUGGAGCGCUCGAACCGUACCAGAGCCACCAACGUGUCCCCAAGAGUGACUGUACUGCCCAAGUCUCACGUGGAGCUGGGCCAGCCCAACGUCCUCAUCUGCGUCGUGGAGAACAUCUUCCCCCCUGUCAUCAAUAUCACCUGGCUGCGCAACGGUCAGACCAUCACCGAGGGGGUGGCCCAGGCCAGCUUCUAUGCCCAGCCCGACCAUCUGUUCCGGAAGUUCCACUACUUGCCCUUCGUGCCCUCGGUGGACGACUUCUAUGACUGCAAGGUGGAGCACUGGGGCCUGGACAAGCCGCUCUUUAAGCACUGGGAGCCCCAGGUGCCUACCCUGCUGCCUGACACCACAGAGACCCUGGUCUACUCCCUCGGCCUGGCCCUUGGCCUGGCCGGCUUCCUCGUGGGCGUCACCCUCAUCAUCACAGGCACAUGCCUGUCCAGCACCCCCAGGUAAUGGCCCUUCUGAGAGAAACAAGUAGGGGAGACACCCUACGGCUUCCUGGCAAGUGUCUGACAGCC